Messenger RNA from Protopterus annectens (West African lungfish), 7264 nucleotides. RefSeq names its product armadillo like helical domain containing 1 (gene ARMH1). Bases 174 to 1400 code for a protein of 408 amino acids. Lineage: Eukaryota; Metazoa; Chordata; Ceratodontiformes; Protopteridae. The transcript has 12 exons. The record is from RefSeq and is a predicted model, not a curated record.
AACAGUGUGGCAAAACUGUGCAGUACUGGAAACAAUUUUUAAGUUUGUGCUUUACAGAGUCCAGUCGUGAGUACUGUUGUUUUACUCCACUGUUCUUUUCCUUGGACAAAAGCAGAGCAAUCUCUAAAUACUCUUUAAAUGUCGAUAACUUAAAGCAGAAAAGGAAAAGAAAGAUGUCCUCUGUUAAGGAACAAGCAGCAACUGGUCGAUUUAUGUCCUUUCUGCAGGAGUGGGACCAUGGCAACAAAGGUGUCCGAAGUCGAAUAUUAAGUGACUUCAUUAAUAUAAAUAAAGGGAAAACUGGCCCAGAGUUGGAACUAGAGUUUGCUCAGGCAGCCAGCUUAUUUCUGACUAGGCUUACAUCAUGGCUACGACUGACAUAUAUGAUUGGUACUAGCCUAACUCAACAAUUAGAGGCAAUCAAUAUAUUCUUGAGUGCUACCAGUGGUCAUCGAUAUCUUAUUGAGUUCUUGGAAGUUGGAGGAGUCUUGACCUUGCUUGAGAUCCUAGGGCUAAAGCAGCUGAAAGAAGAAGACAAAACUGAAGCCAUCAGUCUACUUCAAAUAAUUUCCAACAGUGGCAGAAAGUAUAAAGAGCUGAUAUGUGAGAGCUAUGGUGUGCGAGCCAUAGCAGAAUGCCUGGCAAAGUCCAAAACAGAAGAUUUGCAAGAACAAGCCCGAACUCUACUGGAAUCUCUUGCACAUGGAAAUCCUAAGUACCUGAUUCAAGUCUACAAAGGACUAAUUGCCCUUCUGCUGAGCACAUCACCCAAGGCACAGCAACUUGCUCUACAGGCACUAAGAGCCACCCAGCCAAUUGUGAAAACAGCUCAUCCCAGUAUAGUAGAGCCUCUCCUGGCCCUUCUAAGAACUUUACAUUUUGAAGUACAGUAUGAAGCAAUUGAACUGAUUAAAGACCUCAUGGAGUAUGAAGUCCGCUCAGCUCUGCUAAGUGGUUUAGUAAAACUGCUAAAACCUCCAAAGGACAAUGACAACAACAGACCUGGAAUACUAACUGACACAGAAGUGCCAAUCCUGUCGAAAGCUUUACCAGUGUUUGUCCAGCAAGCUGCUGCAGCCAAGACUACUGGCAUCCUGGCUAUGGAUUCCCUAGAAACUGCAGAAGAACUUGUGAGACUAGAAGUUAUACAUCACCUUCUGUAUGCUAUGGGGAACCAGGACCAUGCAGACAGCCAACGGCAAGCCAGUGUUUCUCUGGAGUGUUUUGUUCGACGAUUUCCAGUUGUUGAGGAGCAAGUGAAAAAGACAAUGGGAGAGCCUCUCUUCAACCUGUUCAUGACUGAUGCUGAGGCUCUGUACAUGAAGCUGGAUCCCAUUCAGAUUGAUGUUCUUGUAUCCAACAAAUUCACCAUCCCUGGCGUGACAGACAUCACGGAAUGAGGGCACAUCACCACCAUAUUCAUAUUCACCUUGAGCUGUUCACUAAGAGAAGGAAAUGUCUGCACAUUGGUUUACUUAAUAUAAUACUGAAAACUUUUGUAUCUGUGUUUCUUGUAAAUGUGAAAUUAAUUUUGAAACUACAACAAUGCAAAACAUGUUUAUAUGUAUUUCCUUUUACUGUCAUCGAAGAUUGCUAUUUGAGGUGUAACACUGAAUCCAAGGAAUUUCAGUUCAGAGACACAAAAACAAAACUAACAUUUAAUUACAAUGCAGCAUAUAUGAGGUAAUCCUAUAACACUUGAAUCUUAGCCUACUAAGAAGUUCUUUCACAAAGAGUUGAUCCAUAGUGCGAUUAUGUUAGCUGCAGGUAAAAUAACUGGUUAUAUUAAACUUAAAGAGUAGCUAUAUUUAAUACCUGUAUUUAAUAAUAAUAAUAUAGGCACACCAAUUUGUAAAUAAGCUGAAAUGCCUAGAUCUUCAUUAAGUCUGUUAAAAGCAUGCAUUUAUUUCCAAUAUAUAGUUUUUAAUACUCCUGUUAAAUUACUACAGUAAAAGCAAUUUACAUUUUAUCCACUAAAAUCAACCAUUUUGAGUUAGCACUGUUUGUCUACCACAAUACAUGAAAGACAUCACAUGAGGAAUAUAUGAUGACUAUAUUUUAACUAAAACAUUUAUAACUAGUAAAGCUAGAACCAACCACACAGCCUUAACCACAGUAGACCUCUCAACUACCUUAUGUUAGGGGAGCAUUCCUAAUUCCAGGCUUGAUUUAUCCCUUCGCACAAUUUUCUGAAUCCCCCUCAUCAGAUGUGAUUUUUGAAACUGUCUAAUACACAGAAAACUACACUGCAUUACCAACAUACUAGUGGCAAUGAUUGUUUAAAGAAAGAGGACACACGCCUUACAACUCCUUUUUUCAAAAGCAAAUAUAAGUGACCUUGAGUGGAAGAAUUUUACAGUGCAGUUCAUUACGGUUUACACAUUUUACACUGUCUCGUUGAUAAUGUGCUUAGAUUUUUCCAUCAUUUUUUUCACUGUGUGUUUCUUAAAUGUGUUUCUGAGUAGUAUCCAACAUUUCUACUGGAAGCAGGAAGAGUUAUGUGCUAUUUGAUAUUCAAAUAUUAUUGUAAUUGAACAUCUAGGUUUUUGGCUGGAAGUACCUACUUUUCAAGGGUUAUUGUACCUAUUUUCAAUGUCUGCAGGUUGAGAGGUAUGACCACAGUGCAGGGUCUCACCAAUGGUUUUCAACUUACAAAAAAGUGAUGUGAGUAAUUGCCAAAAGUGGUUAUAUAAGGAACACAUGCUAUUGUAUUCAGAAGAAAGGGAGUAAUGUUAGCUUGUGCAGGGUAAAUACUAUUUAAAGAAGAGCAACUGAAUCUGAUGCUUCAGAUGAAAAGAAAGGCCAUAUAUUAUACUAUACUAUACUAUACUACUCAAAUGAUUCUCUCAGAAUUAGAUCUAGACCUAAUGUGAAAUGCACUGAGCAUGCAUCAUCACUGCAGAGGUGUCAUAAUACUGAUUUAUGUUCAAAAUAUCAUUGGUAGUAUUACUUGUAAAGGGAAGCAGGUAGUCCCUUAAUCCCACAACCACAUUUGUUCACUAAAACAAUGAAGGUUCAGUGGGAGUUAUGGGUAUUACCCUUUAAAAGUCAGAAAUGAUAGUAUCCCUUUAGUUUUGUUAACUAGGGCUAACAAGUGGUAUACUUUCAGUGUGCAGAUGCUUUACCACAGUGUCACUAGCUCAGCAUGGAGCACACUGAUGCUGCUUGUACUCAUAUUCCAGUAUAGACAGUGCAGUACAGUGCAGUAAUGGGGGUGCUGGACUUCUAAAGUGCUAUCAUUCACAUAAGAAGAUUCACCCAGGUCCCCUAUGUGUGAGAUGGUGUUAGUUUGGUUGAUGGUAAACAUGUCAUUAUCAACAAGAGUGCAGGCUUUUAUUUAAUGCUUAAUCAAAUCUCAAUACAUUUAACAUUUUUUUCUUGUAAAAAUUUUUAUAUCAUAUUACUUGCCAUUACAAUUCCUUCUCUGUUAUUUUAAUCCAGAUCUCCUCAACCUUGUGUCCAUGUAUAUUUCUUAUUACUUUACAUUCAUGUUCACAAUUUCACUUUUAUUCUAUAUUUAUAUUAAUUUUGUUGCAUCUCCGUGCUUAGGAACCAACAGAUCAGUUGCCAUGAUAAUCUGUAUUCAUCCCCUAUAGGUAGGAGUAGAUCAUGGAGUGACAAUCCAUAUUAUAAGUAUUUCAAAGAGUGGGGAUACAAUCAAUAUACCAUGGAGAUGUCACUCACUCAUAGAGAUGAAACAGCCCUCCUAAUAGCACUGCCCCCCCCAUAAGUGAUAAGAUCAUAACAGGUCUCCAGUCUCUGCCAAAAAUACAAUGAAGAGAAACACAUCUUAGAGAAAUGUUCUUUCCUUACCACCCAGGUAGAAGAGAACAGACAACGCUUUAUUACCCUCCCUUUCCAGAUAGUAUAGGAACCAGUCUGCUAAUCUAGUCUGACCAAUCCGUGUCACAGAUCUCCACCCCUGUAUGCUAUAUAGUUAGACUUCAUUUGCAAGAAGUGUCCCAAGUCUUCCUAGCCAUGCUCUUCCACACAUGUGCUGUCACAGCCUAAUGUUUCCCUUCUGUCAGAAGACCCCCCCUAUUCUCAUAAAAUCCAUACAUCAUAUCUCCAGCUUUAUAUCACAUAAGUAUAUUAUGUUUAACAUGUUUUCUGCUUUUGUUUUUUCCAAAAGCAUUCAUACCUUUACAUUUUGAAACACAUUCUCUACAGUUUCAUCUUUUUCUUCACAUUCCACAAUACUGCAUUUUCUUUUUUUAAAUCCUAUAUUAUGUUUGGGCUUUCAUAGAAGUUUUUAUAUGCCAGUCCCUACAUGAAGCCUCAUUCAUUUAAUUCCCUAGUAAUUUUAAUAUUCUUUUAUUGAUUCUUUUUCUUGCUCAUAUCAUCUGUUUAUCCUCUUUUCUGAGUAAAUAUUUACUUAACCUUACACUCCUAUAAUUAUCUUUUUCUUCCUCCAUACCUGAUGAUGAUUGAACCCUCUUGCCAUAAGUCUUGAUCCUAGUUGUUCUCAGCACACAGGAGCCUUCCUGCAUUGAGCAACAGCCAGACAAAGGGGGGCUGUCAUCCGGACAGUCAUAGAGGACCUUGUGCCCCUGCUGUAUCUUCUCCUUGCUACUGGGGAAAGGAUAUCUUUGUUCCAAAAACUUUAGGAUCUGACUUCAACCCUCCAGGAGCUUCUCCUAUUGCAGAACAGAUCCAAACUUUUCCCAGACUAGGGGAACUACUUGGCAUUUCUCCUCUCUUAUCAGGCUGCAUCAUGUUGGAUGAAGGCUAUGACAACAUUUCUAUUUAGAUUCAUAUCUUCACCCAUAGUUGGCUGAUGUGAGCACCUGCAACAUUGUGAGGGCAUGCCACACCUUCCCCUUGGACAUGCAUGCUACCACAGACACCCUGGUGAAGGCUUCUAUUGUUGGCUUGGCAACACCAAGCUCACAUUUCUGGUAUAGCUCUUUGUGCACUGUACAAGCCUUAGCUUGCAUGGUAGCAAUUUUGCUAGCCAGAACAACAUCUCCUUUUCUCCAGGAUAAGCAAGCUUGCAUUGACUCCUCUCACCCAGUCCAGCUUUUCCAGUACCCGAACCAUUAUUGUACUUGAGAUGUCUAGGCUGUAGUCAGAGCUUUAUCACUCUUGCACCCCUGAAACAGAAUAUAUUUUCCUUCUCUUACAGACUUCAUUACAUCUCAGAUUCUACUACUGCCUAACAGAAAAACAUCUCUUGCAUAUCUUUAUUCAAGUCCUCAAACCUCAAGCUUUUACUUUUUCACGUUUAUUUCACCAUUCCUUAUACACCUUUAAUGCAAUCAUAUUUUCUUCUCUUCAAACUUUGCAAAUAUAAUGUAUACUUGCUUAAAAAAAUACUACUGCCUGUACCGUGUUUAUUCUUCCCUAUUUUUCCCAUGUAUAAAGCAUGUCUAGAAUUUAUUCUGUACUUCCAAAUAAAAGUAAAAAAAAUGUGUGAAUUUCAGAGCAUCACAUAAAUCACCACAGUCUGGAAAAUAUGUUACAGUGCACUAUAUGUAACAAUGCAAAUAACCAUGACUAUAGUAACAAAAGGUGGUAUGCAAUUCAAACCGUACAGUAGCAUGCACAUUAACUUUAGCUAGAGAUGGCAUUAGCAUUUCGAUGAUCAGGACUACUAUCCUAACUGAAAUUUUGGCACUGCAGUCAAGCCAUGUGACUCAUACAAUACAGAUCCACCUAUCCAAUGUCUACAUGGAAUUGCUCUUUCCUUCUGUUGGAUGCAGUCAGUGAUGAUCAGCUUACAACAAUGAAGAACAUUUGUAAUCUAGUAACAUAUAGGUAUCUUGUUUGUGGCACUUGUAUGAAAACUGUUAUGUUAGUACUACAUACUGUAAGAAAGGAAACCCACAUUAAAGUUUUGAAAUGAAGUAUGAAUUGACGGCCACUGUAUAGGUUUCGGACUCCACAACUCAGUCCAAUUAUAUGUGUUCCAAAGAUGAUCUAUGGUUCAAAACAGAUGCCAUGCAAUGUCAAGUAAUUUCUCUAAGACACACAAAUACACACACACACCACCAAACAAAACUAACACAUUUUGUCAGGACUGCUGAAAUUUGUGCACAUCAUCUCUACUGGAGUAGAGGAAUAAAGCCAUGACUAUGACCCAGAAGACUAGGGUUUAAUUAGCUCAAACACCUUUUAGGGCAGUGGGGUUGGGGGACAUAGAAGAAAAACAAGGCUUUGCCUGACAAUUUCUCUUCAGGAGGGAGGGACAGGGUGAUAUAUUGAUGAGGGCAGUCCAUUCUUGUAGCCCUGGUGAAAAAUGAUGCUCAGAAUGAUAGCCAAGCUACAUAAGAUGGGUUUUAAGUUUCAUCACUUUCAUAAUGAGGGGAAGAGAGAUGCAAGUAGACCACACUUCAUAGCAUGCAAGUGUUUCAGUGGAGCACCCACUGUCUUUGCUCCGUGAUCUUCAUUCAGGAAGUCUGAGUGUUCUUGGAAAUGCGCAGUGCAUAUUUCAUUAUUACAAGCUUUGAUAAUGUUUACUUUCAUUGUUUUACAUUUGUUUUCUCGUCUUGGUAAUAAGCAUUUCAGUCAUGAGCACAUUCGAUCUACUAAAGUAAUAUAGGCACACAACGUACUGUGUAAGGAAUAAUGGAAAUUAGUGCCACACACCUGUAUGAAAUGCCUACCACAGUUAGUAGCCAAUCAUGCCAUGGUAUGUAGUCAUGCACUGGCAUUACUUUACCCAGUAUAAGGUAUUAUGAUGCCUGGGUUAUGAAAAGUGACUUAAAAUGUGAUGUCUGUACUUUGCUUCUUUUUUGAUUUAGACUACAACACAUCUGUAAGCUAUAGUUAAGAUUUAUAUGAAACAGAAAACUGCACUUGUGAAAUUGUAUUUGGAGGAUGCCCUAGCAGUGACAGGAUAAUUGUAUUUCUAUGUGUUCUUUCAUGCAAUAUUUAGAAGAAAACAUGCUGGAAAGCUGUAACCUUAUUCUUCAGCAUUUGUGUUAGAAAAUGCAGUUUCACAUGAAAAAGAUUGAUGGCUUUGACUGUAAUUGCAGGAAGGUGAUAAAACUGAGUCAAGAAAGCAAGGCCCAUAAAAUUCAAUUAAAUGACUCUUCAAAGAAAUAGCUGACAAGAGCUGGGAAAGCAGCCAUUAGUAUGUGAUUGUGAAACUGCUGCAUUGUACCUAUGGAGUUCUGGACAUGGAAAAUAGUUGGUUACACUUCUGGUUUCUGUGGGAAGAGAAGACAAAAGCUAAAAUAUAUACCGUGCUGUAAUCAGUAUAGAAAGCCAGUCUUGCUGGAAGACACUGAAGAAAUAAAAUCUAUGUAAGUUUGCUGUUUUG